Pseudozyma flocculosa PF-1 is the source of this 1908-nucleotide messenger RNA. RefSeq lists its product as uncharacterized. Gene Ontology annotation, molecular function: GTPase activity; nickel cation binding. The transcript has 2 exons. The record is from RefSeq and is a predicted model, not a curated record. Lineage: Eukaryota; Fungi; Basidiomycota; Ustilaginomycetes; Ustilaginales; Ustilaginaceae. Gene Ontology annotation, cellular component: cytoplasm; nucleus. The coding region runs from base 1 to 1908 and encodes 635 amino acids.
AUGGCUGCGACGAACGAAGCCGGGGAUCAGGCUAGCGCCGCCAAGAGGAGCAAGGCAGAGGGGUCUGAGUCGAUCAUCACUCACUCGGGCACCUUCCACGCCGACGAGGCCCUCGCCGUGCACCUGCUGCGCAAGCUGCCCGCCUACCGCGAUGCGCCCCUCGUCCGCACCCGCGACGCCGCCGCCAUCGACGCCGGCACCAUCGUCGUCGACGUCGGCGCAGAGUACGACCCUGCGCGCCACCGCUACGACCACCACCAGCGCGGCUUCACCGAGGUCUUUGACGACCAGCACAAGACCAAGCUCAGCUCGGCCGGCCUCGUGUGGAAGCACUUUGGCAGGCAGAUCCUCUCGGUCCACCUCCAGCUCGCCGAGUCCGACGACGUCGUCGCCCUCCUCCACACCAAGCUCUACGACGACUUUGUCGAGGCCAUCGACGCCAUCGACAACGGCAUCUCCCAGUACCCCUCGGACCUCAAGCCGGCCUACAAGAGCCGCACCGACCUCUCGGCCCGCGUCGGCUACCUCAACCCGUCCUGGAACGACGAGUCGAGCGCUGCCAUCCUCGACGCCCGCUUCGAGCGCGCCUCGCACAUGGCCGGCACCGAGUUCUUUGAGCGCGUCGACUACACCUUCCACGCCUGGCUCCCCGCCCGCCAAAAGGUCAUCGACGCCCUCGGCGCCCGCAAGGCGUACCCGGGCGGCGACCCGCAGGGCAGGAUGCUCGUCUUUGACGAGUUCUCCAGCUGGAAGGACCACCUCUUCCGCCUCGAGGCCGAGCUGCCCAUCCCCGACGCCGAGAGGCCCGUCUACGUCGUCUACCCGGACGAGUCGGGCAAGUGGCGCGUCCAGGCGGUGCCCGAGUCGCCCGAGAGCUUCGUCAGCCGCAAGGCGCUGCCCGAGCAGUGGCGCGGCAUCCGCGACCAGCAGCUGAGCGACCUCACGGGCAUCCCCGGCUGCAUCUUUGUCCACCAGAGCGGCUUCAUCGGCGGCAACGCCACAAAGGACGGCGCCCUCCGCAUGGCCCGCGAUGCCCUCAGCAUCGGCCCCGCCGCCCAAGGCCAGGCCGGCGCUCCCGUCGUCGCUUCGUUCAGCAAGGGUGCUGCGACGGCGGCGGCGGCGGCGGCGGCGGCCGCGCCCGCGCACGACCACGGCCACAGCCACGGCUCGUCGGCGCAGGAGCACGGCCACACGCACGACGUCAUGGACCACCCGGGCCGCUUCAACGACCGCGACGUGCCCAACUACGAGGGGCGCAACUGGAACGAGCGCGCCUUUACCAUUGGCAUCGGCGGGCCCGUCGGGUCGGGCAAGACGGCGCUGCUGCUCGCCCUCUGCCGCCGGCUGCGCGACGAGCUCAACAUCGCCGUCGUCACCAACGACAUUUUCACGCGCGAGGAUCAGGAGUUUCUGCGGCGCCACUCGGCGCUGUCGCCCGAGAGCAAGAUCCGCGCCAUCGAGACGGGCGGCUGCCCGCACGCUGCGAUCCGCGAGGACAUUUCGGCCAACCUCGAGGCGCUCGAGCAGCUCCAGGCCGAGUUUGAGACGCAGAUGCUCUUUGUCGAGAGCGGCGGCGACAACCUCGCCGCGGCGUACAGCGUCGAGCUGGCCGACUUCCACGUCUACGUCAUCGACGUCGCCGGCGGCGACAAGGUGCCGCGCAAGGGCGGGCCGUCCAUCACCCAGUCCGACGUGCUCGUCAUCAACAAAAUCGACCUCGCCGACCAGGUCGGCGCCAGCCUCGACGUCAUGAAGCGCGAUGCCGACAAGAUCCGCGACGGCGGACCCGUCAUCUUCACCAGCGUCAAGCACGGCGACGGCGUCGAGGGCGUCGUCGAGCUCAUCCUCGCCGCGCGCAGGUGCGCCGGCGCCGACAAGACGGGCAAGCCCAUCGCUGCCAAGGCGUAG